AUGGAGAAGCACAGCGUCAAAGAUGAGUCGUUUUCUGCUGAUGCUUUACAAGGGACAUCCUUUUCAUAUCAAGACACGGAUGUGCACCGAAACGUCAGUGUGUGGCUGAAGGCCGCGGAGUUGAGGUCGAAGAAAAAUCUGAAGAAGGCUGAGCAAAGGAAAAGGGUUGAAGAUAAUGCGGUAACAUGGAAGCGACACUUGGAAGAGUUGAGACAGAUUCGGGAAGAGAUAAGCAAGCACCACGAAGCGAAGCGAACGAUGAGUUGGGGUAACGCAGAAGGAAAGAAUUUCGGAGAGCCUGAAAAACGUCGACUGCGUAGUUUCGGUGCGACCUCGUUGCCCCAGAAGAGGAUUCAAAAACUUUGCUUAUCCUCAUGGCUCACUGGUUAUUCGUUUGUUGCCGUUAGCAGCUUGUGCUCGUUCAUUGGCUUUGAUGAAAAAUGUGAGGCGAACUCGUCAGAAUUAGUGCCUCAUUCGCUUCCACAUUAUUGUAUAAAGGAGGAAAGCGAUGAUGAGCUGCUAAAGAUUGCACUCGAAAGCAGUACAGAUUCGGAGUCAAGGCUUGAAAAAGAUGGUGCUCUAGCAGAUGAUGAAUUAAGCGAUGAAACUCUGCUAGCACUUGUCACUUCCUCGCCAGAGACAAUUUCCAGAGCAGAAGGCUAG
Gongylonema pulchrum is the source of this 663-nucleotide messenger RNA. NCBI's taxonomy places the organism in Eukaryota, Metazoa, Nematoda, Chromadorea, Rhabditida, Gongylonematidae. The record is from the annotation of a GenBank genome assembly.